This is a messenger RNA of Pteronotus mesoamericanus, 900 nucleotides long. RefSeq names its product gap junction gamma-3 protein-like. NCBI's taxonomy places the organism in Eukaryota, Metazoa, Chordata, Mammalia, Chiroptera, Mormoopidae. The record is from RefSeq and is a predicted model, not a curated record. Gene Ontology annotation, molecular function: gap junction channel activity. Bases 1 to 900 code for a protein of 299 amino acids. Gene Ontology annotation, cellular component: connexin complex. The transcript has a single exon. Gene Ontology annotation, biological process: cell-cell signaling.
AUGUGUGGCAGUUUCCUGAGGCGGCUGGUGGCUGAGGAGAGCUGGCACUCCACCCCUGUGGGGCGCCUCCUUCUUCCUGUGCUCCUGGGGUUCCGCCUUGUGCUGCUGGCUGCCAGUGGGACCGGGGUCUAUGGCGAUGAGCAGAGCGAAUUCGUGUGUCACACCCAGCAGCCAGGUUGCAAGGCUGCCUGCUACGAUGCCUUCCACCCCCUCUCCCCACUGCGCUUCUGGGCCUUCCAGGUCAUCUUGGUGGCUGUGCCCAGUGUCCUCUACAUGGGUUGCACCAUGUAUCAUGGCAUCUGGCAUUGGGAAGACUCAGGAAAGGUGAAGAAGGAAGAGGAGACCCUGGUUCGACAAGGACACGGCAGCGCAGAUGCCUCAGGGGCUGGAAGGCCCAGGCUGCUCUGGGCCUAUGUGGCACAGCUGGGGGUGCGACUGGUCCUUGAGGGUGCAGCUUUGGGAGGGCAGUACCAUCUCUAUGGCUUCAAGAUGCCCAGCUCCUUCGCAUGUCGUCGAGAGCCUUGCCUUGGUAGUAUAACCUGUAAUCUGUCCCGCCCCACUGAGAAGUCCAUUUUCCUAAAGACCAUGUUUGGGGUCAGUGGACUCUGUCUCUUCUUUACUCUUUUGGAGCUUGUACUUUUGGGCCUGGGGAGAUGGUGGCAGACCUGGAAGCAAAAAUCUUCCUCUUCUAACUACUUUCCAACUUCAGAGAGCACCAGAAAACACAAGGAACCAAAUGAUAACUUCCCAGUGGUGGAAUCAAAAGACCAGUUCCGAGUAGCAGGUGAGAAAGGUAUUGAUCUCCCUUUUUUUUCUUUGCCUAAUGUCUCUGUCCUGAUGAUCCCCCUUGGCAAGUCCCUUACCUUCUGGGAAGUCCAACUCCCACAUGUUACAAAGUAG